Salvia splendens (bonfire salvia) is the source of this 1677-nucleotide messenger RNA. RefSeq lists its product as uncharacterized. The coding region runs from base 1 to 1677 and encodes 558 amino acids. The transcript is spliced from 2 exons. Lineage: Eukaryota; Viridiplantae; Streptophyta; Magnoliopsida; Lamiales; Lamiaceae. The record is from RefSeq and is a predicted model, not a curated record.
AUGACUCCCCAAGAGAGUAUCCGAGGAGCUUGGGAAAGAUUCAAGGGGCUGAUGAAGAGGUGCCCCAAUCAUGGGCUGAAUCCGACGCAUCAAGUCCUAGCAUUCUAUAGGGGGUGUCUGCCUGAAGCAAAGCGCGAACUGAACUUGAGCGCAGGGGGGUCAUUGCUAAAGAAGGGAGAAGCAGAGGCCAUGGAGGUGAUUGAGAGAGUGACCUCUAAUGAUGAAGGCUGGAACAACGAGAAGAGCAACAUACACAGAGUAGCCUCUGCCGCAGAGAGCAGCCAUAUGGACAGCAUGUAUAAACAAAUGGAGCUCCUCCACAAGAAGAUAGAUCUCAUGGGGAUGGGACCGGCUAUACAGGAGCAGAAAGAGGGUGUAGAGGAUGUUAGCUACAUACACCAAGGGGGCAAUAGAUACUAUAACAACUCCCGCCCCAAUCAAGGGGGUGGAGGUUACAAUCAUUUUGGGAACAAGGCGCAUCCUAACCUAUCAUAUGGGAACCCCAACAAUGCCCUUCAACCACCACCGGGGUUCACAGUUUCUCAAGGAAUGAUCACUGAGCCGCAGAACAAAAGUUCAGAGGACAUAUUGAAUGCAUUCAUGAUUCAGUCACACAAGAACAUGGAGCAUACCAAUCAAAGGCUAGAGAAAGUUGAGAAUAAUAUGCAUGGCAUGGCAGGACAUAUGAAGAGCCUGGAGACGCAGAUGAGUCAGAUUGCCCAAGUCGUGGGACAAUUACAUCAAUCGGGGCAAUUCCCAAGCACUACAGUUCCAAAUCCAAAAGACUGCAAGGCAAUCUACUUAAGGAGUGGGACAAGCUAUGAGAGUCCUCCUAUGCCCGAGUUGGAAGCUAAAGAAGUGCCCGAAGAGAAAGAAGAAGAGGAGAUUGAGGUGGAAGCACCUCUUAUGCAGCCCGAGGUUCAACCCAAGAGAGUGCACCUCAAUAUUCCUCUUAUUGAGGCUCUCCAACAAAUGCCCGGCUACCUCAAGUUUUUGAAACAGAUUGUGUCCAAGAAGAAGAGGUUGGUUGAUUAUGAAACCGUAAACUUGACCGAGAAUUGUAGUGCAAUCAUCCAAGAAAAGAUGCCGGCAAAGAUGAAAGAUCCGGGGAGCUUUAACAUUUCUUGUGUGAUCGGGAAUGAUAGGCAAACUAAGACCUUGUAUGACUUAGGGGCAAGCAUAAAUCUCAUGCCUUUAAGCUUCUUCCGAAAGUUGAAAUUUGGUGUCUUGAAGCCAACUACAUUUACCCUUCAAAUGGCGGAUAAAUCUGUCAAAUACCCGAAUGGACUCCUUGAGAAUGUAUUAGUAAGGGUGAAUGAUUUUAUCUUCCCCGUGGAUUUUGUUGUUUUGGACAUGAAGGAGGAUCCAAAUGUCCCUCUCAUCCUUGGAAGACCAUUCCUAGCAACUGGAAAAGCUCUAAUUGACGUCACUAAGGGAGAACUCACCCUUAGGCAUGGAAACAAGACGGUCAUUCUCUCCUUGUUGGACAAGAUGAAACGUCAUGAAGUGGAAGAGUCCAAGAGAGUGGAAGAGGUGCCCUUAAAAGUUGAAGAGUGCAAGAUGAUACAAGCGGCACAUGUGAGGGCUAGGGAUGAUGAGGUUGAGAAUCCUUUGGAGGAAAUAUUUAUGCCUGAAUGGAUGUUUGAAGAUGAACAUGGAUUGGGGGUAAAAAGAUGA